AUGGCUGCGGAGAGUGUCGGUUCAUCAAGGACACCGGAAAUUUCCGGGAUCAAUGGCGGUAAUUCGAGAAGGAGCUCGUUAUCAUGUCCUUCUAACAACAAAGAAAGAACACUUUCUCUUUAUCGCCGAGCUUCAACCGGUUCUUGUCAUGAUAUCUGCAAACCGAAGAAGAAACAUGAAUCCGAAGAGAAGGCGCCUAAACUUCCCUUUCAGAAAAGGAUCACAAAAAAGGCGUUCGAUGAACCAAAAUUGUUUGAGAACUUGGAGUUGCCACCCAAGAAGAAGAUCGUCAAGCCGGAAACGUCGACCAACUCACCGAGUAGAAGCAGUUCCGCUGUAAAUAAAGUUGUUUCGAUGAAAGAAAAGGCGUCAAUGGCAAAGGUUAGGGCCAAAUAUCCCCCUAAUUCUAGAAGGCAUUCCAUUGAUACCACUGAUGUUGUUAACUUUGAGGAUAAAAAGACAUCUAUGACAAAGCUUAAAUCUUCACCAAAGUUGAAACCCGACGUAUUCGAUGCCGGUAAAGUCGUGAAACAGGACAGAUCAUUACCUUCGAAGAAAGUUCCAUCAAAAGCUAAUGAGAGAAGUUGUUAUAAACGUUCUAUUACUUGUUUGAAACCGAAAAAUCAGGCCGAAAGAAAGAGUGGAAUCGAUGAUAUGAAGACGGGAAAAAGGAAUGUAAUAAAGGAACUUGCAGCAUCACAAAAAGCUUCUUUAACGGGAGCUACGAGCCUUACUACAAGACAGUACAGGAAUUUGAAAGUUGUACCUAAGCAGAAGGAUCGGUACAAGGUCGAAAAUGGCGAAAACGAGCAACUUCUCGAUGAACACGACACGCUCCAGGAGAAAACCUUGUAUGUUAUCAAGUUGGAGACAGAAAAUAUGAUGUUGGAAUCCGAUAAAAACGAAAAUUGUGCUGCUGAAUUGUCUCCACCUAUUGUAGAUGAAUCCGGAUAUGCUGUGACCAAAGUUGAUCAUGACUCUGUCACUGAAUACGGUGAAGAUAAAACUGUAAAUACGGAAGCUGCGGACAAUUCGAGCAAUAAUGGUCCGUUGCGUCUCAAGUCCGGUCGAGGAAGAGAAACCGAUGGUGACACAAAUGACAUUGUUUCAAGACACAAAGAUGUGCAGGGGAAGAUAGAUGGAAAGAGUUUAUUCAAUAAUGUGAUCAAAGAAACCGCGAAUAAACUUGUCGAAACCCGGAAAAAUAAAGUUAUGGACAUAGUUGGUGCAUUCGAAACCGCAAUUUCUCUUCAAGACUCGAAACCGUUAUCGAAUGUUGCCAGUUGGUGA
This is a messenger RNA of Gossypium arboreum, 1290 nucleotides long. RefSeq lists its product as uncharacterized. The transcript has a single exon. The record is from RefSeq and is a predicted model, not a curated record. Bases 1 to 1290 code for a protein of 429 amino acids. Gene Ontology annotation, molecular function: calmodulin binding. Lineage: Eukaryota; Viridiplantae; Streptophyta; Magnoliopsida; Malvales; Malvaceae.